Messenger RNA from Helianthus annuus (common sunflower), 1714 nucleotides. RefSeq names its product berberine bridge enzyme-like 8. Gene Ontology annotation, molecular function: FAD binding; oxidoreductase activity. The coding region runs from base 1 to 1590 and encodes 529 amino acids. The record is from RefSeq and is a predicted model, not a curated record. The transcript has a single exon. Lineage: Eukaryota; Viridiplantae; Streptophyta; Magnoliopsida; Asterales; Asteraceae.
AUGUCUCUUUUUGCCCUAAUAUCAGUUUUCCUCUUUAGCCAUGCAUUUGCAACUUCAAAUACUGCCGAGCAAAACUUCAUCCAGUGCCUGAUCAAUUCACCAGAACUCACUACUCCGAUCGCCGGUGCAAUCUACACUCCGGCCAACGCGUCGUUCCCCACGGUCUUGCAAGCCUACAUUCGUAACCUCCGGUUUAACGAAUCCACCACCCCAAAACCCUACAUAAUUAUCACUGCAUUAGACCUUUCACAUGUUCAAGUCUCCAUCAAAUGCGCCAAAAAACACAACUUAUUAAUGAAAACCCGAAGCGGUGGUCACGACUACGAGGGUCUAUCGUACGUCGCAUAUGACCACCCGUUCUUCAUCCUUGAUUUGUUUAAUUUUCGCUCGAUCAAUGUAUCGAUCGAAGAUGAAACUGCCUGGGUUCAAACCGGUGCAACCCUAGGCGAACUUUACUAUAGAAUCGCCGAAAAAAGCAGCACUCACGGCUUCCCCGCCGGAGUUUGCCCUACCGUUGGCGUUGGUGGACAUUUCAGCGGUGCGGGAUACGGUAACAUGAUGAGAAAAUACGGUCUUACUGUUGAUAACAUCAUCGAUGCUGAAAUCGUUGAUGUUAACGGAAAGCUUCUAAACCGCGAAUCGAUGGGUGAAGACUUGUUUUGGGCGAUAACUGGUGGCGGAGGUGUGAGCUUCGGUGUGGUUAUAUCGUACAAAAUUAAUCUAGUUCGGGUUCCGGCUACUGUAACCGUGUUUCGAGUGACACAUACGUCUGAAGAGAACGUAACAGAUGUCGCUUACCGGUGGCUACGAGUUGCGGACAAGCUAGACGAAAAUCUUUUCAUCCGAAUGGGUUUCGGCGUUGUGAACAACACGAAUGGGGCGAAAACGAUACGUGCUUCGUUUCCGAGUUUGUUUCUUGGUAACACCACAACCCUAAUGAAUAUUAUGGAUCAAAGCUUCCCGGAGCUAGGGUUACAAAGAUCAGACUGUCAAGAAAUGAACUGGACUCAGUCCGUUCUAUGGUACUACAACUUCCCUCCUGGAUCACCAGAUUCAACUCUUCUUAGUCGAAUCCCGCGAUCCCUUACCCAUCUCAAAAGAAAAUCAGAUUAUGUCAAAAACCCUAUUUCAAAACAAGGGUUAAGGUUUAUAUUCCAAAAGAUGAUUGAGCUAGAGCAUCCGGGUUUAACGUUCAAUCCUUACGGUGGACGAAUGGCUGAAAUCUCUGAGUUCGCUAAACCAUUUCCUCAUCGAGCCGGGAACAUAGCGAAGAUACAAUAUGCGUUAGAUUGGAGCGAAAAUGGCGUUGCUGCCGCGAACUUUUAUGUAAACCUUACUAGGGUUUUGCAUAAGUACAUGACUCCAUUUGUUUCAAAGUCUCCUAGAGAAGCUUUUUUGAAUUAUAGGGAUUUGGAUAUUGGUGUUACAAGUAAUGGGAAGAAUAGUUUCCUUGAAGGGACUGUUUACGGGGUCAAGUAUUUCAAGGAGACUAAUUUCAGAAGGUUGGUGAAGGUUAAAACGAUGGUGGAUCCUGAUAACUUCUUUAGAAAUGAGCAAAGUAUACCUACUUUGCCCUCUUCAAGGAAGUAAACUACGUCAUUCUUUUGACUCAUUUACAUAUAUUCGUUUGCAUAAUAUAUAUGUUGAUUAUUACUUUGUGAUUGUAACGUUUUAUUUGAUAUAUAAUUUCAAUAAAGAAGUGUGAUUGUGUAUA